Austrofundulus limnaeus is the source of this 3717-nucleotide messenger RNA. RefSeq names its product semaphorin 4e (gene sema4e). Gene Ontology annotation, cellular component: plasma membrane. The record is from RefSeq and is a predicted model, not a curated record. Gene Ontology annotation, molecular function: chemorepellent activity; semaphorin receptor binding. Gene Ontology annotation, biological process: negative regulation of transcription by RNA polymerase II; axon guidance; semaphorin-plexin signaling pathway. Lineage: Eukaryota; Metazoa; Chordata; Actinopteri; Cyprinodontiformes; Rivulidae.
GCAAACUUCUCCAGCAGCGCCUCGCUCAGUGCUCACGGCUGUUUGAAGGAAGAGAACGACAAAGAAAAAAGAAAAAAAACUAAAACCCUGCCGGUCGGACCGGUACAGAAAGGACUCGUUACUUUAACCGCGGGGUAUGAAGCGCUAAGAGGCGGGAUACAGAGCGACAGAGGACGGCUGCGGGCUGAGAAAACACCCGCCCUCCUUGGYUUUGUUUCUCCGGUCUGUGCCAUCCAUCUCAUCAUGGACAGCCUGCUGAGCGGGGCCAGUGAAGGGGCCGCUGCCCUACAGUCUUCAUCACGUCAWAGAUGCCGCUCGCUGCUGCCUUUAUCCCUGUAUGAAUGAGUGUUUUGGAAACAAUAAAGUCUAAAUUCCUCUAGGAUUGAACAAAGGAGCCAUGCAUCCACUUCUAUCCCUCGGUGUCUUUUGGCUGCUGCCCGUGGCUUUGAUGCUCAAGGAUAGCUCAGCGCCGAGCAGUGUCCCACGCAAAUCCGUGCCCUAUCAUAGCAACARUGCCGUUCAGUUCCGAGAGGACGGCGUUUUCAACUACACCACCAUGCUGCUGAGAGAAGACCUGGGACUGCUGGUGCUGGGUGCCAGGGAGGUUGUGUUCGCCCUCAACCUCAGCGACAUCUCCAAUAAACACGACUCAGUGGAUUGGAAAGUUACUCCAACCCAAGUAAAAGAUUGUGAAAACAAAGGAAAGGAUCGAGAGACAGAGUGCAAGAACUAUAUCAGAGUCCUGCACGAGAUGAAGAACGGACAAAUGUACGUGUGUGGAACUAACGCUUUUGAUCCAGAAUGUCAAAACAUGCAAUAUGCAAAUGGAAAGCUGAGUUUUGAAGGGACGUUAGAGGAUGGCAAAGGAAAGUGCCCGUUUGAUCCUUUCCAGAAAUAUGCCUCCAUCAUGGUUGAUGAUAGCCUCUACUCAGCAACUUCCAUGAACUUCCUCGGCUCUGAGCCCGUCCUGAUGCACAGCACUCGUCCUGACCCCAUACGCACCGAGUUCAAAACCUCCUGGCUUCACGAGCCCAACUUUGUUUCUAUGGCCUGGGUCCCUGAGAGUGAGCAGAGUGAGGAGGGAGAUGAUGACAAGGUGUACCUCUUCUUCAGCGAGACAGCUGUGGAGUUUGACAGCUACAGUAAACUGGUGGUCCCUCGUGUGGCCCGUGUGUGCAAGGGGGAUGUUGGAGGUCAGAGGACUUUGCAAAAAAAGUGGACGUCCUUCCUUAAGACCAGAAUAGAUUGUCCAGUUCUGAACUCCCAGCUGCCUUUCGUUAUCCAGGACUCAUACCUGUGGUGUGGCUUCAAGCAGAACUGGAAAAACUGUGUUUUCUACGCCGUCUUCACGUCACAACCGGAGCUCUCAGAUCUGUCUGCAGUUUGUGCGUACAGCAUGUCUGCCAUCAGCCAAGUGUUUUCAGAGGGGAAGUACAAGACCCCAGUUCCUGUAGAAACUUCUUUCGUUAAGUGGGUGAUGUACAGUGGAGAGGUGCCCGUCCCCCGGCCCGGAGCUUGUAUAAACAAAAAGGCUCGCAGUCUAGGCAUAAAUCGGAGCCUGGACCUCCCGGACCGGACCCUACAGUUUGUCAAAGAUAAGCCCCUCAUGGACCAGGCCAUCGAGCCAAUAGACGGGAGACCUCUGCUGAUACGAAGAGGGGUUAAAUUCACACGAAUCAUUGUCGACCAAGUUCAAGCUGCAGACGGACAAAACUACAACGUCAUGUUUAUAGCCACAGAGAAGGGUACGAUGCUGAAAGCUGUGAACUACGAUGGAGAGAUGUUCACCAUAGAAGAAGUCCAACUCUUCCAGCCUCCUCAGCCGAUCAAGAUCAUCAAAUUUUCUAACCUCACGGGUCAGAUUUACGUCGGCUCAGACUCUGGAGCGGCUCAGAUUCCACGCGCUAAUUGUGAGCGGUCCUCAUCCUGUGUGGACUGUGUUUUAGCCAGAGACCCGUACUGUGGCUGGGACACUACUGAGAAGAAAUGCGUUUUCCUUUCCAGCUCACAAAGAGAGGUAAUCCAAAGUGUGACAGAAGGAGAUGCCUCUCCUUGUCCUGAUCCUGACCCUGCUGAUCCGGUGAGUCGGUCCGUCUCACCAGGUGAUCAACUUAGACUCAGCUGUCCUUCGCCUUUGAAGCUGACAAAAGUCAGAUGGGAGCAUAAURAAAGCGUCCUCACGUUCUCGCCUCAUCAUCAGAUUUUGCCAGAUGAGCUGGUUAUUCUGAACACCACAGUUAGCCACUCCGGUCACUACCGUUGUUUGUUUGUGGAGCRCUCCAAAGCUGGUGAAUUUAUGACCUUCGUAGCUGAUUACCAGGUCAGCGUCAACUCAACGGACACGGGCAAGGACCGCCUGAUUUCUAUUGCUGAGCCAGUGACCGACGGCCCGCCUGUUGCUGGACUGCAGGCUGCAGUUGCUCUUCUUGUUAUUUGUCUCGUUGCUCUUUUAGCCUGGAAUGUUUACAAAGAACACAUACCUCUGCCCUGGAACUGUUUAAAGGAGAAAAGGGAUGWAGCUCAGCGUACCGAUGAGGAGGUGGCUGUAAACUCUACGGCGAGGCCUGAACCCCAUGAGGACAAGCCCCUGAUGUCCGAGGCAUCGAGCAGCAGCAACAACAACCACACUGGUGGAGGUGGGGACCCUCAGUGAUCCAGAGUAACAGUAAUUAAUGUAAUGAUGAGUCAGGAAGUUGAUGCAGAGAAUACGUGGGUUAAAGAUGACUCGAUUUUCAAAAGGCAUGAAGAUUUUACAUUUAGCCAAUAUUUUCAAGAUUUACAGUUAAUAACAUCUUCAUCUGUAAGUAUCCCAGCUUUUAAACUCUUCAAGUUAUGAGCAGAUUGUGAGGAGGACAGCUUUUCUUCAUGCUGUAACAAGCUUUGACUUCUGGGACAUUCUCAGGCUGUUGUGCAARCUCUCCUCUGAAACAUUUCCACAUAUUCUGAAUCACUUUUUUUGUUUGUUUUGGUAAGAGGCAAAUGUCCCAGCCUGCAGAUUUUUAGCUAUCUGUUCUGUCAAAAUGCUGUCGGUAACCUUUGUAUUUCCUAAAAAUGAUUGCAAACAUCUGAGUAGACUUGAGUUUGGGUCCUUUUAUUCUUUGCUAAAUGCCUUUUGAAAAUCUCAUCUUCUCAUGAAACGACUCACAACACGCCAAGGUUUUUUCCCACUGCAGGAUCGGUUUUACUGAGUUCCACAUGAACAGGAAACUUAAAGUGAAUUUACAUUUUCUAAGCAGUACUACUGAAUAUCUGGUUCAACUGGGCUGCUUGAGUUCAAACCUACAAGAUCCAAGUUUAAUGUUGUUUGUUUAUUAAGACUGUUAACAUUUGAAAUUGAGCACAUUUUUUUAUCUUCGUUGUAAAUGAGCAUCAUUUUGAUUUGUUUCAUAGGUUUUAAAAUGUGUUAAGUUGUUCAGUUUUCAGUUCCUUAAAGAUCACAGGGAUUUUGUUGUACUCCCAUUGAGCCGCUUCUAACSCUAGCUGGAAAGAUUUUUAUUUCAUUUUUUUUAUGUUGUCCUUGCUUGAUAUCAUUUUUUUUGUGUGUCUUCAGCAAAAAUGUGAAAUGCAGAUGUCACCAGAGGUGUAUAAAGUAGGCUACUUGAAAAAAUUACUAAGUAAUAAAUAUCUGAACAAAAAUGACAGAUAAAAAUGAAUUUCAUGAAUAAGGACAAGUACUAAAUAAUAAAACUAUUCACAAUAAUCGUGAAAGUAAAAGUA